Messenger RNA from Gymnodraco acuticeps, 5309 nucleotides. It is a transcript of the gene celf3b, whose product is annotated as cugbp, Elav-like family member 3b. Gene Ontology annotation, biological process: regulation of alternative mRNA splicing, via spliceosome; mRNA splice site recognition. Gene Ontology annotation, molecular function: mRNA binding. Lineage: Eukaryota; Metazoa; Chordata; Actinopteri; Perciformes; Bathydraconidae. The record is from RefSeq and is a predicted model, not a curated record. The transcript has 15 exons. Bases 737 to 2134 code for a protein of 465 amino acids. Gene Ontology annotation, cellular component: ribonucleoprotein complex; cytoplasm; nucleus.
GGGGGAGGGAGAGACAGAGGAGAGACACCGGCGUAUGACGUUAAAAGCCAUCCAGACUCUGAACGGGUGAGACGCAACAAGAAUAGAAAAACGCAAGAAUAGUAGGUUGAAAUCACCUCGAUUUAAAGUUGGAUCAAUAUCGGCACGACUGUUAAGUCUCCAAGGCAACUAUAGUCAAGUUCAAACUGUUGGAUGUUGCGCGAAUUUAAGCGACCGGUUGGCCUGUUAUCACUUUAUAAUUAAUUGAUUAAUUGGUGAAAGUGACAAACUAACUAGCUACGUUAACUCUGGAUUUUGGGAGUCGAGAGGUUGACUACAUUUCAGUGGCGACAAGCUGUGUUUCGGACUCACCUGCUAGGACUUUACUCCACCACCUGCAGACUUCCAGACCGGGAACACCGGGAGUUUUGUAAAAAAAAACACAAAAAAAACACAGCCGAGCCUGUAGUAUCUGAACACCGAGGAUAAGGAGGAGGAGAAGGAGGAGGAGGAGGAGGAGAAGGGGGAGAGUACGGAGGCACAAAGAGUGGAGAGCAUCCAGAGAGAGGGGAGGAAGGAGGACGGCACAACAACAGAGAGCAUCCCUCUUUAAUUUAGGAUCCACACAGGCACCACUCUGCCCGUAUAAGCAUCCUCUGGACACGGGAUCCCGAACGCUGUUUAUCCACCUAAAGGGACAACUGCUCCUGAGCUGUGUACCCCUGCAGUACCCAGUCCUCCUCUCCACUCUGUCCCGAUGAAGGAGGCCGACGCCAUCAAGCUGUUUGUGGGGCAGAUUCCCCGUAAUCUGGAAGAGAAGGACCUCAAGCCUAUCUUCGAGCAGUUUGGCAAGAUCUAUGAGCUAACUGUGAUUAAGGACAAAUACACUGGCAUGCACAAAGGAUGUGCGUUUCUGACGUACUGUGCGAGAGAGUCGGCACUGAAAGCCCAGAGCGCUCUCCACGAGCAGAAAACACUACCAGGGAUGAAUCGGCCAAUCCAGGUGAAACCAGCUGACAGCGAGGGCAGAGGAGUUGGCCUCUCAGAGGACAGGAAGUUGUUUGUGGGCAUGCUGGGAAAGCAGCAGAGCGACGAGGACGUGAGGAGACUGUUUGAGCCCUUUGGCAGCAUAGACGAGUGCACUGUGUUGAGAGGACCUGACGGCACCAGCAAAGGGUGCGCUUUUGUAAAAUACCAAGGACACGCUGAAGCCCAGGCCGCCAUCAACAGCUUGCAUGGAAGCCGCACAAUGCCUGGAGCGUCGUCCAGUCUGGUGGUGAAGUUUGCCGACACAGAGAAGGAGCGGGGGCUGAGGAGGAUGCAGCAGGUGGCCUCGCAGCUCGGCAUCUUCAGCCCCAUGACCCUCAACUUCCCCGCCUACAAUGCCUACACACAGGCGGUCAACGCACAGCUUGUCCAACAGCAGGCCCUGGUUGCCCAGUCAGCGUACUUGUCUCCUGUGGCAACAGUUGCCGCCGUACAGAUGCAGCAGAUGGCGGCGCUCAAUGCCAACGGAAUCAUUGCCACGCCCAUUACACCCAUCACGCCGUCCUCGGGUACAAAUACUCCACCAACUAUCGCAGCAACGCCUGUGCCCUCUCUCCCUCCGCCACUAGGAGUGAAUGGAUACAGCAGUCUGCCCGCCCCCACCAAUGGACAACAAGCAACAGAAGCACUAUACACCAACGGCGUUCAUCCAUAUCAAGCUCAGAGUCCAGUUGCGACCCUGGACCCCCUGCAGCAGGCGUAUGCAGGCAUGCAACACUACACAGGUUGGUCGGCGUAUCCUGCUGCCUACGGAUUGGUCGGCCAGCCGUUCCCCCAGCAGCCAACAAUGGUUGCCCAGCAACACCAGCAGCCCCAGCAACAGCAGCAGAGAGAAGGUCCAGAGGGCUGUAACAUCUUCAUCUACCACCUGCCCCAGGAGUUCAGCGACUCUGAGAUGCUGCAGAUGUUCCUGCCCUUUGGCAAUGUCAUCUCAGCUAAGGUGUUUGUGGACCGAGCCACCAACCAGAGCAAAUGCUUCGGAUUUGUGAGUUUUGAUAACCCAGCUAGUGCUCAGGCCGCCAUCCAAGCCAUGAAUGGUUUCCAGAUUGGCAUGAAGAGACUGAAAGUGCAGCUCAAAAGGCCCAAAGAUGCCAACCGCCCAUAUUGAGUGACAACUGAGAGGAGGAAGAAGAAUUAAUGAGAGAUCCUUCCGUCCAAUCAUAAUUCUCGAGGACCCCAUCGCUAUGGCAAUGGUUGCCUAGUGAACAAUAAAGCCCUGACCCCCCCUUCCUCUCGCAUUGUUGUAAGUUGAUUGGUUGGCCUGUGUUUGGGUUGCUGUGGCGAUUGAUUGCCUGUGUUGGUUGCCCUUGGCAAUUUUUGUUCUGUCACCUCGAGCAACCAGCCAUGCGUUGACCUGCAUGUCCUGUUGCUGUAGUGACCACAGACUGUGUUUGGUGCAUUGUGAAUUUAUUUUGUAUUGACCUGUGCACAUACUGAUCAAUAACUGUCAAUAGCCAGGACUGUACUCAGAAUCAAUUGAUUUAAUUGGAUAUUUGAUACACUUAAUCAUUGUAUAGUAAUCUGAUCAAUUCUGCAGCAACGCUUAUUAUUUUUUGCAGAUUUGUUUUUGAUCAGUUUCUGUAGUGUUCUGUUUGGUGUCAUUAUUAUUUGAUCAAAUUGUUUGGGUAGUGAGCGUGGGCAUCUAUGUGUACAUAUGUGUCCGUGUUACACUGUUUGUGUGUAAUGCAGGAGUGCAUAAUCCUUGUUGAACUGGUGAGAGGUUUGCCAGAGGUUAACACAGUGGACUAGUGGAGAAAUGUAGAACAGCACUACAGUUUACAGCAAAAAAAAUGGUAGUAUAAUUAUUUGCAACAUAUAAUGAUGAUAGUAUGCCAUGUUGGACACUCGGCCAUGAAAUUAUUAUGCAUUAGAGUUCAGAGAAGUUCAAAUAUGGCUAUGAAGUGGCACAUUCAGGUUAGAAUAGAAAAUACCAUAAAUCUGAGUUUUAUGACUUAAGCACAAUAUUUUUGGAGCAAGCAUGCAUUUGUUGAGCUAUACUCUGAAAGGCUGAGUUUUAUAUUCCUGGAUUCUGAUUUGUUACACUGUUUGAUGUGGCACUUUAGUUUUUUGCUCCUUUUUUCUCUUUUUGGUCUCUUGUACAUCUCCUAUCACUGCUUUUGUGGUGUUUUCCCUUCACUACACCCCUCUUCCUCCUCCGGUCCCCUUUCUUCCCUCUUCUUAUUUCCUUAUUUCUCUGUCAAAUUCUUUCUUCACCUCUCUCCUUCCCAACCUCCUCUUUCUAGCUCGUGUUUUGAGGUAAAGGGUAUGUGAUUAUGGUGGAAAAACAAGUGCCUCUUGCUUAUUAGAGAACAGCCUUCAACUAUAGGAAUUCUGGGAGAAAUGUAACAAAGAGAGAAUCAAGGAUAUCUUUGGUUUGAGGUCAAUUAAAUCCUCCACAAACCCCCAACCUUUACCAAAGAGUCGAACAUGUGUAGCUGCUGUCUACCCAGUGUUUGGAUGCACUGUCACACGGCAGCACACAUUUUAAAUAAAGGAUUCUGUUUCUAUUUCUAGACAAACCUUUACAUAACAAAUCCUUGUGAAUACCUACCACUGUGCACCUUCAACAUUAAAAUGAUCACCCAGAAUUUCUAUAUUGCAAAUGCCAGAGAAUAAUGCAUGUUGGUAGUAGUGUUUGCUUGCCGUGAUCCAAGGCACUAUAGUGCAACACAUGCUCAUUAUAAGGUCACACACAUAGACACAUAUUGCGCUUCACAAUAGCACCCACACAUUCCUACCUGCAGACACACACCUUCAAUCACACACAAACACAAAUAACGGUUAUCCACUGUAUUGAAUUGCAUGAUCCAGACACUGUGUGUGUAUGUGUUAAAGCACCAUGAUUUAUUUAUUGCUGUUGAAAGACAGAGCUUUGUGAAUGAUGCCUUCUUGAUUUAACUCACCGACGUGUAACAGAGAUGAGCUAGGAGCACCCGAAAAGGUGCAGUUUGCUGCCAGAAGUCAUGCCUAAAAGAGCUUUGUUUGACGAGAGGAGCAUGUUUGACAAGAUGUAAAGAUCAGACAGAAACAUGGGAGCUUCAGUGUGUUUAUAACUGCUCUCUAACAUAUCCUCCCCCUUCUCUGUCCCUCCCUCCUUGUUUAUGUAUCACUCCCUCUACCCCACCACUUUCCGUCCCUCUCACAGGUGACCUUUCAGAGUCCAGCCGAGGUGGAAUCCCAGGGUUCAUAGUGCUUUCAGACUGUCUGCUACCUUUGAGCGUCCGGGGAGUGCAGCCACACACACUGACACACACUCACACGACUACACAUGCGCUAUUAACUCUGAACCUCGAACGGUGGAAGGCUCAUUUACAAAUGUACAUAAAGUGCACAAACACACACACACACACACACACACACACACACACACACACACACACACACACACAUAUACACACGCCUGCAGACACUCAGACAAACACACAUGGUUCACACGAGUCAGUAAUUUCACCCAUACAGCCAAGAGCUUGGUUUGACCACGCGUGGUCUGUGUGGAGUUUGCCAACAGGGUGUUAAGUACAGAAAGGCAACUCAGACCGAGCACGUAUGGAAGUGUACUGAUAAAAAAAAUGCUGAUAUAUCACUACAAUAGACUUUAACAUGUCUAUACCAUGUCUAAUCCAUGACAAAUAUAGAGGGGCUGAUGUUUCUUAAUAAAAAAAAAAGAAAGAAAAUAAAAAAAGACAACUAAAUGAGUAGGUUAGAGAGACUUUGGAGAAAAUCCUAAUGACCUGUAAAUAAUUUAGUUUACAAAGAGCUGCAUUUAAAAAAAACAAGGAAAAAUGCAAAAAGAAUACUACUUUAGAUAAACACUGAACAGGACACAGCGACAUUAUUAUUUAUUAUUAUUGUUAUUAUUACCAUUAUUAUUACCACUAGUAACAUCAUCAUCCUCAUAAAGGGAUAUUACAUUCCAAAUUGUAAAAUGGGAAAUCACUAACCUAUUUUAAAUUUAUACUUAGAUUUUAGGUGAAAAUUCGGGGGAGGGGGGAUCGCACUUUUAUUCCGGAGGUUUUAAUAUUUGAGCUAUUUUUUAUUUAUUUACUAAUUUAUCAAUUAUUUUGUUUAUUGGGAGAUGGGGUUUGAAUGGGUUGCAAUAUUUUGAUUUUAGAAUUUUCUAGAGAAAACCUUUUGAGGGCCUGUUUCUGUCAGACUCUUGCAAUCGAGUAAUUAUAAUGUAUGUAUUAAUUAUUACAGCAAUUAUAUUUAUUUCUUAUUUAUUGAAUCCUGUUUUUGAUCCACUCUCUUUUUAAGUUAAAAUAAAAAAGUAUCAUACAAAAUGA